AUGAAGCUUCUAUUCCCAAAGGAGCUUAUUGAUGAGAAUCUAGAAGGAUUCAAGGAGAAAGUGACAAGAACUCUAAAGCUUUUUCCUAAGGCAGUAGUGCCAAGGGACAUUCAUGGAGAGAUUGUCUAUCCAGCUGUGAAUCACCCACCAGAUACUCAUUGCAAGGAGAAAAGACUUGGAGGAUCAAGAUGCCUCUUGUCUCCAUCUUCUCCUGAGCGCCAAGCCUUACAGAUAGAAGGAGAAAAAGGUGUGAAAACACAAUCCGCGCCAAAACAUUGGCCGCGGACGCGCAAAAGAAUUUUGGCCGAGCAAUUUCCAACCGGGCCGACCGUACGGUCGAGCCGGGAAGGAAUGGCUGUGCUCGGCCGGAUUGAUCUAUCGCGCGACAAAACCGUUCGCGCGGCACGCACGAACCGGGAAAGAAAGGCCGCGAUCGGCCGAUUUUGUAUCGGAACGGACCGACCGUGCCGGUCGAUCCGGGAAACAAACGAUCGGCCUCGGCCGAAAUCUCUCGGCCAAACGAAUUUGGCCGACCAAAUCGCUCGACCGCGACAAAAUCCAUCGGCCAUCGGCCCAAACUUUUCUCGGCCAAGGUAA
Molecule: messenger RNA, 597 nt
Organism: Microthlaspi erraticum
Lineage: Eukaryota; Viridiplantae; Streptophyta; Magnoliopsida; Brassicales; Brassicaceae
Source: the annotation of a GenBank genome assembly